Molecule: messenger RNA, 2638 nt
Organism: Epinephelus lanceolatus (giant grouper)
Lineage: Eukaryota; Metazoa; Chordata; Actinopteri; Perciformes; Serranidae
Source: RefSeq, a predicted model, not a curated record
GAAGAAGAAGAAGAAGGAGGAGGAGGAGGGAAAAAAAGAAGAGUGUUAGCAGAGUCUCUUUGUUGUGUUUUUAAAGUGUGAGCAUGUCUAAAGUCCAAAUGCUGAGAGCGUUGGUGCAGCAGCGACUAACUGCGGCUGCUGAAGAGAUAUUUGGGCUGGUUGAAAGAACGAUAGCAGAGUACGAGGAGGAACUUUGUCGAUCAAAAGAGGAGAACGAGCGACAUCGGAAACUACUGGACGCUGUUUUCAACCCUCAGCUUCGGUUACACAGAGCAGAUGUCCAGCAGCUGUCGGUGGUUAAAGAAGAGGUUCCCCCUGAGCAGCAGGAGUGGAGCUCCAGUGUGGACCAGGAGGACCCGGAGCCUCCACACAUUAAAGAGGAACAGGAGGAACUCUGGAUCAGUCAGGAGGGAGAGCAGCUUCAAGGGCUGGAGGAGGAUGAUAUCACCAAGUUCACAUCCACUCCUGUCCCUGUGAAAAGUGACAAUGAUGAAGAGAAACCUCAGUCCUCACAGCUUCAUCAAAGACACACUCAGCAGAUGAGAACAGAAGUGGAAGGAAAGGACUGUGGAGGAGCGGAACCAUCCAAGAAUUCAGAUUUGUAUAGACAUUUACAACCUGAGACUGAUGACAGUGAUGGUUGGACAGAGACCAGAGAACCUCAGUCAGGUUUAAACUCUCUGAAAAAUGAUCAAGUCCCUGUCAAUGAUUUGAUUGUUGGUGAAAAACCAUUUCGCUGCUCUGAGUGUGGAAAAGUUUUUAAUCGUAGUGGCAGUCUGAAGGAACACAUGAUACGUCAUACUGGAGAGAAACCAUUUAGCUGCUCAGAGUGUGGGAAAACAUUUGGUUACAGUGGAUCUCUGAAAAUACACAUGAGAUGUCAUGCAGGAGAGAAACCAUUUAGCUGCUUGGAGUGUGGGAAAAGUUUUGGUUACAGUGGAGAUCUGAAGAGACACAUGAGAGCUCAUUCAGGAGAGAAACCAUUUAGCUGCUCUGAGUGUGGCAAAAGUUAUAUUCAAAGCGGAGAUCUGAAGAUACACAUGAGAUCUCAUUCAGGAGAGAAACCAUUUAGCUGCUCUGAGUGUGGCAAAACCUUUGCUCAAAGUGGAGUUCUGAAGGUACACAUGAGAUCUCAUACAGGAGAAAAACCGUUUAGCUGCCCUGAGUGUGGGAAAAAUUUUGGGUACAGGGGAUACCUGACCAUUCAUAUGAGAACUCAUGCAGGAGAGAAACCAUUUAGCUGCUCUAAAUGUGGAAAACGUUUUUGUCGCAGUGGAAGUCUGAAGGAACACAUGAGAUCUCAUACAGGAGAAAAACCAUUUAGCUGCCCUGAGUGUGGGAAAAAAUUUGGUUACAGGGGAUACCUGACCAUUCACAUGAGAAGGCAUGCAGGAGAGAAACCAUUUGGCUACUCUGAAUGUGGGACAAGAUUUGGUGAUAGCGGUGAUUUGAAGAAACACAUGACAUCUCAUUCAGGAGAGAAACUAUUUAGCUGCUCUGAAUGUGGCAAAAGCUUUGCUCAAAGUGGAGAGCUGAAGAGACACAUGAGAUGUCAUACAGGAGAGAAACCAUUUAGCUGCAUGGAGUGUGGGAAAAGAUGUGGUUACAGUGGAGGUCUGAAGAAUCACAUGAGAUCUCAUUCAGGAGAGAAACCAUUUAGCUGUUCUGAGUGUGGAAAAAGUUUUUGUCAAAAGUUAAAUCUGAAGGCACACAUGAGAUCUCAUACAGGGGAGAAACUAUUUAGCUGCUCUGAAUGUGGCAAACGCUUUGGUCGAAAUUCACAUCUGAAGAGACACAUGAGAUCUCAUACAGGAGAGAAACCAUUUAGUUGCUCUGAGUGUAGCAAAAGCUUUGGUCAAAGUGGAGAUUUGAAGACACACAUGAGAACGCAUACAGGAGAAAAACCAUUUAGCUGCUCAAUUUGUGGGAAAUCAUUUACACAAAAUGGAAAUUUACAAACACACAUGAAAAUUCAUGAAGGAGAAAAGUGAUUCAGCUGUUCAGUCUGGAAAAAAAAACUGUCGUUGCUUUUAGGAGGGCAUCUUGUAACUGCAUCAGUUUUCAGUUGUGAAGGGCUGUCUGACAGCAUGGUUAUGUGUUGAAAAUACAUUUAAUGUAGUGUCUACUUAAAUUGAUGUGGACAUUGUUUAGGUGAUGCUGUUUUUAUGUGGCUAAGAUAGGUUUUGCUGCUGUCCCCGUUCACAGUCACAGACUCCUUUGAUAGAAACAGCCCUUUUUUCUACCUAGCUCCCAUGCCAUUUUUGGUCUCUUUUGGGUCUCUCUGCAUCAUUCUGUGUCCCCUCUUGAAAUUCAGAUCUUUCUAUGGGUUCACAAAGGCAGUGCAUGUGGAACUCUUCAUGAGUUUUUUACCCCCCUGUGCAGCAGUAGUAUGAGUCAUGGGGUGGAUAAUUGAUCAAGAGCUCCAAUCAGAGCUGAUCUGAUCGAUGGGUGAGAGGAGCAGCUGCUGCAGAGGUGAGUGAAAGCAAGGGAAGUAAUAAAGCAACUCAGGACAUAAAAUAAAAGAAAUGUCAGACAGGAUGAACCAUGGUGUUAAACUGUUUUUCUUUAAAUGUUUCAGUCAUGGCUGAAAAUAACAGAAAUAAACAGGUUUGCUGAAUUUACACAUCUCUGCAAUUCA